GAAGAAAGCAUCGUAAAGGAGAUAGACAUCAGUCACCAUGUCAAAGAAGGUUUCGAAAAAGCAGAUCCCUCUCAAUUUGAGCUCCUGAAAGUAUUGGGACAAGGCUCUUAUGGAAAGGUAUUUCUAGUGAGAAAAAUCAAAGGUUCUGAUACUGGGCAGCUCUAUGCAAUGAAGGUACUUAAGAAAGCAACUCUAAAAGUCCGAGAUCGUGUACGAUCAAAAAUGGAAAGAGACAUUUUGGCUGAAGUGAAUCACCCUUUCAUUGUAAAACUUCAUUAUGCUUUUCAAACAGAAGGAAAACUAUAUCUCAUACUAGAUUUCCUGCGAGGAGGGGACCUUUUUACCAGACUUUCUAAAGAGGUAAUGUUUACAGAAGAAGAUGUUAAGUUCUAUUUAGCUGAGCUGGCCUUGGCUUUAGAUCAUCUUCAUGGUCUGGGUAUUAUAUACAGAGAUUUGAAACCAGAAAACAUUCUUCUAGAUGAAGAAGGGCACAUUAAGAUUACAGAUUUUGGCCUGAGCAAGGAAGCCAUUGACCAUGACAAGAGAGCUUAUUCGUUUUGUGGGACGAUAGAAUACAUGGCUCCAGAAGUGGUCAACCGGCGAGGGCACACCCAAAGUGCAGAUUGGUGGUCCUUUGGUGUCCUAAUGUUUGAAAUGUUGACAGGGUCACUACCAUUUCAGGGGAAAGACCGAAAGGAAACAAUGGCACUCAUUCUCAAAGCCAAGCUAGGAAUGCCACAGUUUUUGAGCAUAGAUGCUCAGAGUUUGCUGCGAGCUCUUUUCAAGAGGAAUCCAUCUAACAGAUUAGGUGCUGGCCUUGAUGGAGUUGAAGAAAUUAAACGCCAUCCCUUUUUUGCUACCAUUGACUGGAAUAAACUGUACAGAAGAGAAAUCAAACCACCCUUUAAACCUGCAGUGGGUCGGCCAGAGGACACUUUCCAUUUUGAUCCUGAAUUCACAUCACGGACCCCAACAGAUUCCCCAGGUGUCCCUCCAAGUGCCAAUGCUCAUCAUCUCUUCAGAGGAUUCAGCUUUGUGGCAUCCAACUUGGGGCAGGAACUUGUACAGCAAGAACCACAUAAAGUCACAGUUCAUCCAAUUGUUCAGAUAAUUGAUAAGAGCAAGAGAGACCCUUCAGAAGAAAUUGAGAUUCUUCUGAGAUACGGACAACACCCAAACAUCAUUACUCUCAAAGAUGUGUAUGAUGACGGAAAAUUUGUAUACCUUGUGAUGGAACUGAUGCGAGGAGGAGAACUCUUAGAUCGAAUCCUGCGACAGAAAUGCUUCUCUGAACGAGAGGCUAGUGCCGUUCUCUGUACCAUUAGCAAAACUGUGGACUAUCUCCAUUCCCAGGGAGUUGUUCAUCGAGAUCUGAAGCCUAGUAAUAUUUUGUACGUGGACGAAUCAGGGAACCCAGAGUCUAUCAGAAUGUGUGAUUUUGGAUUUGCCAAACAACUGAGAGCUGAGAAUGGUCUACUAAUGACACCAUGUUACACAGCCAAUUUUGUAGCACCUGAGGUUCUGAAACGGCAGGGUUAUGAUGCAGCCUGUGAUAUCUGGAGUUUGGGGAUUUUGCUGUAUACCAUGUUAGCAGGAUUCACCCCUUUUGCAAACGGACCAGAUGAUACCCCAGAGGAAAUUCUGGCUAGAAUUGGCAGUGGAAAAUAUGCUCUAGCAGGAGGGAACUGGGAUUCCAUAUCUGAUGCUGCAAAGGAUAUUGUGUCAAAAAUGCUUCAUGUAGAUCCCCAUCAGCGCUUAACAGCAACACAAGUUUUAAGGCAUCCAUGGAUAGUAAACAGGGAGUAUCUCUCCCAGAAUCAACUCAGCAGACAAGAUGUUCACCUUGUAAAGGGUGCCAUGGCAGCCACCUACUUUGCUUUAAACCAAACGCCUCAAGCACCAAGGCUGGAACCGGUAUUGUCCUCCAACCUGGCCCAGCGAAGGGGGAUGAAAAGAUUGACCUCAACGAGGUUAUAAUGGUCCCAAAAAGGCCUGUUUAAAUAAAAAGGAAACACUUGCCCAAUAUAUUGAUCAGAGAGGCUGAUCUAUAUUGUUAAUGUUGCAGGACUCCUGGCACAUACAUUGUUUUAAUCAGCAAAACUUCAGUUUAAGGCAAAGUUGCUCUUUGCUUUCAGACAUUUUGGGGUUGUUUUUUACAUUACCAGCAAGAUGGCAAAUACUCAGAAAUGUGCCAUUUUUCCAACUGCUGUAUUGCUUCUUAUUUAAGUACUGUAUCUAUUGCUGAUAUUGUGUUCUCUCCUCUCCUCCUUUAAUCCAAAUGCUCUGUGAGACCACUUUUUGUAACAGAUUCAAUUUUAGACAUCAGCUCUACCAGCAUCUAUGUUUGGUGUUUUGUCACCACUGUUAUUAGCUGUCUCCAAAGAGUUGAAGAUGUAAUGAUGUGCGAGACCAUAAAAAUAAUAUCCUAUGAGGAAUGAAGAAGAGGUGGGGAGAAGAGCUGGAAACAUACCUAUGUUAUUAAAGGAAAAGAAUUAUUUUUAUGGCUUUGGACCAUAUGAAAGUAUAGAAAGGAGAUUAGAGUUGUGUUCAUUGACAAACAACCUUGAAGCCUCCUAUCUGAUAAGGCCUCUUUUCUUUAUCAAAAAUGCACAAUCUCAUCUCGGACAUAGGGAUUUUUUUAAAAUGGAAAGUGGCUGUGUAGCUGGUUGCACCUAAACACUAUACAUAUAGACUCAUCUGGAAAUUAGAGGGGGAACUAGAAGAUAGGACUUCAAUGCUCUUCUUCCAUUGACACAUUCAUAACUACAUGAAUGAAUACAAGCACUGUGCUUCAUAAGCUGUUACAGAGUUUCCUAUUAUAUCAACUCGAGAUAGUGAUCUUUUGUUUACUGGUUUGAUGUUAAAAUAAUAGCUUAUUGUGACAGGCUAAUAUAAAACAAUGUACUGCCCAAGAGAAAAAGAAAUUGCAGAAGAGCUUCAGCAAGCAAAGUUUGUAUUAUUUCUUGUAGCAAAAGAAGCAAGCAUGUAUAUAAUUUCCUUAAAAAUAUUGAAAGAUGAUUGAAAAAAACUGGUACAUUUUAUGUCACUGACACUUCAUAACCAUAAUUAACUCAGAUGGCUGUAACCAAGUGCAGUUUUAAGCAUGCUCAAUAGUACAAUCCUAUACUUUUUUACUCAGAAGUAAAUUUCAUAAUGUGACUUUUCUCAAGUAUGUUGGCAUAGGAUUGCACCCUAAACCUUUGGAAUCUGUGGCCUUUGGAGCAUUCAGUUCUGAAUUGCAUUCUAAGGAUUGUAUAAGCACUUUACUUGACUUUUAUUUUCAGAAUGGAUUUUUCCACCUGCUGAAAGUGUGCGGGAGAAGCUGCAUCGUUUGUCAUUUAUUCUUGGGGAGAAACUGUGAAGUCAGGGUAUUGCAUUCUACAGAACUUUUGUUGUUGUUGUUGUUGAGAAGUAACACCAUUUUUGGUGCUAAGCAUAAUUUGAGAGAUUUGUAUUGAGCCUGCAUACACAAAAGAGCAAGAAACUGCAUUAGCUACUGUAGUGUGCUUCUUGAUGUUUGUUUCUGUGUUCAACAAAACGUUAUAUUUAUUUUAUUUUGCCCUUAAUUUUUAAAUUAUAUUUUAAUGUACAUUUUGAUGUGCUGUGCACACAGGACUGCAGCAGAGCAGCUGUUCUUCAAGUUUGACUUUUCAAAUAAAAUAGUGCUGGGAAACACCAUAAAGUGAGUUUUCUUAAAUAUAGAAAAAAAAAUACGAAAAUGCUUUGGGUAUUAGAAAUUCUGAAUGUGUGGUCCUGUUUAUCUGUUGGUAACAGAAUGGAAUGUUCGAAGGCUUUCUCACCUUUCAGAACCCAUAGCAGAAUCCUCCUCAGUUUAGGAUACUUUAUAAGUAGCAAAAAAUGGCUUUUUCUGCUUUAGAUACCUGCUGACAACAGAAAAGUACAAAGAGGCACAUUAUUCAAAUCAAGUUUGACUGUUGUUUUUAAUCAUAGAUGAUUCAAGGGAUGUCCUCUUUAAUCGUAAAAGGAUUAGAAUCUAUGAAAUCUGUUGGAUUACAAAUAAUAUGAAUCAGAACACAUAUAUUUAGAAAUUAAUCAAGUAGCAUGUCACCUUUUCAUAGAAUUAAGGUACAUGUAUAUAUUAUUCCCAUAGACUAUAUCAUAAGAAGAUGCAACACAUUCAGAAAAGAUAUUUCACAAUGCACAUUAGGAUAAAUUAUGGGCCACCUUGAAUAGUAAAGCUAUUGUAUCUGUUGUAGCACAUGAUCCACAGGGAUUGGGGCAGGGGGAACAUUUUCAUGGUAAAGCAUCUAUACUGUACCAUAGGCAUCCUUUCCUAUUAUGAUGACACCAAAGUGGUAAAAUUUGUUGAGAUGUCAUGGUCUGCUUUUUUAUACUUGCACUGCGGUGUUGCAUACAAGUAUAUAAGGGGGAUGUGAAUGUCGCCAUGCACAUUCUGUCACUCUUCUGGACAUCCAUGGGAGAGAAAUGAUAAAUGCAGCAGUGCAGCAUGCAUUUUAUGUUUGAUAUCACUCUCGUCUAUGAAAGGAGAGAACAUGCACUGCAGUGUGACAAUGCUGCUUUCACCAUAAAAGCACUGGGACCCAUGGAUACCUCUGACUAACUAUUGAAUAAAAAAGAACAAUGCCCACUAGUUCUUGAUAACUAAAUAUAUUUUAAAAAGAUAUUUGAAGAGUUGUGUCAAGAUGUGUAGUUAUGAUUUAACAACAUUCUGAAAAUAUAGAAAUGCAAUGCCACUGAAGCAGGAGUAACCUAGCUAAAAUAUCUACAGAUAAAUUUGCAAGAAAGUGAAGAUAUGAAGGAGCAAUGUGAUGUUGUGGUAACUAGUAGAUACUAUGAUGUUAAUUCCAAAUUACC
Thamnophis sirtalis is the source of this 4836-nucleotide messenger RNA. Lineage: Eukaryota; Metazoa; Chordata; Lepidosauria; Squamata; Natricidae. The record is from RefSeq and is a predicted model, not a curated record.